AUGGAAAUUUAUCUCGAGACGCUGGAACGACCUAUACAUUUACGCUCUUUUCUAUCCGAUUACCAAGAAAAACUGCCCAAGGCAACUGGCGAGACAGAGGAAGUGCCGUUUUUCUUUUCACCUACCUCGCCGGUGUCCGUGGAUGUGGAGAAAAGUUGCUCAUUAGAUCUGAUUUCCUCGCCAGACGAAAACUGCAUCCAUCCCUUUCAGCCCGGCGCUGAAAUCGUUCGCUCAAAUUUAGUAAAACCAAUGACCGACCGGGAUGUGCCCAAGCUCUACACAGCCCUUAGCGUGCACAAGGAAAACUCUCGCAAGAAUUCCUUUGGACGCACCCAAUUCAGUUACAGACUAGUCCCACCGCCAUCCGGGAAUAAUAGUGUUCCCGGGGCCAGGCUACUCGAAUCACCCGAACUACUGAUUACAGUCCGCUUCUAUCGGCCGGCACGUGCCACGCACCGAGGACUGAAGCUGGAAAGUCCUGUGUUUGCCGAGGAAUUUGUCUGCCUUGGCAGCACAUAUCUCACGGAGCUGCGUGACAAGAUCUUUUGCAUCUGCAAUGGCAAGCGUUUCGUGGACAUAAGUAAGGAUCCAGAUGCGCCUUUGCCAACUCUUGAAACAAAUCCGGGCUACUUCUUCAUCUAUGAUACCUUUUAUAACGACAAACGGAAUCCGGAUAAUUGCGAUUACUCGGAGACAGUGCUCCAAUGGGCCGCGAAGGCGCAGGGCUUGCAGGGCGAACAGUUCAAGGUGGAAAAUAUGGAAAGCACACGAAUCAUCGACCUCACUGUGAGACCGGGCGCACCUCUGCACUACCUGCACCAUGGAAAUUGCGAGCAUCUGUUUGUUUUUUCACAAAUUGAGGUCUUGCCAGCCAACGGCGGCCACCUCCUGGACCACAGCCUCUAUCCAUAUGUGCGCGCCAUUAACAACUAUAAUCGACGCAGCUGCUAUAUGUGCGGCCUUCGUGGCUACGAGUUCAUUGUCGAGAAGUCACUGCGUCAGCUGCACGAUCCCUCAUACCUGUGCCGCAGAUGCUUCCUCAGCUUCCACUAUGUGAACGGCGAGAAGGUGGGCCAAUUCAAGGCCUAUCGCAUAUAUGAUCGCCCCGAGGCCAUGAACGAGGAUGGAAAGACCCCAGAGGAUGGCGGGGAUAGCGUGGAUUUAGAAUCAACAUAAAAUAUACCAUCAAAUAACUACAAGCGAAUGUGAUUUUCUUGUAUAUUUGGUUUCGUUUUUAUUUGCGAACUCGGUAGACAGCAAUACAUUCAAUGAGUUAUUCGAUAUAUUCUUAUAGUUUUUAAUAAAAUACACACACAUUGUAACAAGAGUAAU
Molecule: messenger RNA, 1332 nt
Organism: Drosophila persimilis
Lineage: Eukaryota; Metazoa; Arthropoda; Insecta; Diptera; Drosophilidae
Gene: Pbp49
Product: snRNA-activating protein complex subunit 3
Exons: 1
Coding region: 1-1176 (391 amino acids)
Biological process (GO): snRNA transcription by RNA polymerase III; snRNA transcription by RNA polymerase II
Cellular component (GO): snRNA-activating protein complex
Molecular function (GO): bent DNA binding; RNA polymerase II cis-regulatory region sequence-specific DNA binding; core promoter sequence-specific DNA binding
Source: RefSeq, a predicted model, not a curated record